AACAAACCUGUUUGUCUGCUUGCAACCAGGAAGCCAAUCAAAGGUUGCACCAAGAAGAGAGAGAAAGAGAGAGAGAGGGUGACAUGAAGAAAGAGAGGCAAAGAAGAAACAGCAACAUUUGAGGCCAAGACAGAGAACAUUUUUCCGCUGUGCUGUGAGUACACGUCUCAGCUCUGUUGACCCUGAUUAUGUAGGACUGCUGUGCUGCUGAGAUGUAUACAUGAAUAUUGGUAAAGAGAGUGCUGUGCUCAGUAAUGGCCAAGAAAGGCUGAAUGUGCAGAGAGUUAAGGGGUGGAGAGAGUGACGAGAGAGAAAGGAAUGUGAUGAUAAAGGUUUAAACUGUUUCAACCGUUUAUUGUCAGUCUCAAAUCAUCCUUUCCUUUGUUUUUAGUACACACUUUCUCAUCAUAGGCAUCUGGAGUUGGACCUUGUAUUUUGUAAUUUUUCUGAGUUGCUGACAGAAGUGAGAAGCCACAAACAGAGAGGAGUGGCGGUUUUAAGUGGCGCUUGGAUUGUAUUUUUGUUAAGAUGCUGUCAUUGCACAUGUGGUCUUUUGCUGGAUCAUGUAAUCCUGUUGGGUUAUUGUUACAUGGAUCAAGGAUGGAUGCUGUUUGAGGAGGCUAAGAUGUAUGCUUUUCAGAUGAAGUUGAGAACUCAUUGUAAGGGCAACAAAUGCCAGCCUAAACACUCAAAAACCUGAGCCAGUGUCAAUAGCUGCUCCAGUUUCUGCUCAUAAACAUUCACACACAUUCAGACACUGAACUUCCACAACUCUUGACAAAGUAGGACCAUUGGUACUUAUUGCCACACCCCGCGGAUACAGACAGACAGACUGACAUUUAAGGUAGUUCUUGGUUGCACAUCGCUUGCACACACAAAACAGUGAAAUGAUGGCAGCAGCAGGUUCAGGAGCCUCAAGCUCCCAGCCCUCUACUGGCGGAGACCGACGUCUGGUGGACAAGGCCCUCAAAAAAAUGGAUAAGCUCCAUGAGCUGUGCACUAACCCCCGGCUGGGCCUGAGGAACAGUCCGCCAUACUUGCCAGACCUGGUAUCUGAGGCGACAGCCCUGCUCGUCCAGGUUUGGGAGCCGUUCAGAGGCUCAAAGGCGGCAGGCGGACAGGUGCCCAGGGGAGACGAGGCCAUCUACCUGAGGGUCCAUGUCAGAAACCUGCUGGAUAAGACGGACAGGGCCGUGCUGCUGUUUAAAGAGGGACGGGAGAAGAUAUUUGAGGAGUCAUCCAGCUACAGGAGAAGCUUGACCAAACUGUCCUUGCUGUUCAGUCACAUGCUGUGGGAGAUGAAGGCCAUGUUUCCAGACGGAUCUUUUCAGGGUGACACCUACAGGGUGAAUAAGGCAGACGCUGAGAAGUUUUGGUGGCAAUCAUUUGGAAACAAGUGUAUAGUUCAGUGGAACAGUUUUAAAGAGCAGCUGCGGAGCGUGCAUGCAUUUGAGGAAGGGAUGGAGUCCAUGGCGCUGAAAUCAACCAUCGAUCUCACCUGUAAUGACCACAUAUCUGUGUUUGAGUUUGACAUCUUCACCAGAUUGUUCCAGCCCUGGAAGUCACUUUUAAGGAACUGGAACCAACUAGCAGUAACUCAUCCGGGCUACAUGGCCUUCCUCACCUAUGACCAGGUUGUAGCUCGUCUGGAACACUACCUGCAUAGGCCUGGAAGCUAUAUCUUCCGUCUGAGCUGCACAAGAAUGGGCCAGUGGGCUAUUGGCCACGUGACCACUGAAGGUGACAUCGUCCAGACUAUCCCCCACAAUACGCCUCUCUACCAGGCACUCAUUCAAGGCUUCGAGGAGGGCUGCUACCUGUACCCAGAUGGCCGUGAUGUGAACCCCGACCUGACGAGCUUGUGUGGACCGACCCAGUGGGGCAAAGUCAAAGUUACAGAAGAGCAGUAUGAGCUUUACUGUGAAAUCGGCAGCACCUUCCAACUGUGUAAGAUCUGUGCAGAGAGGGAUAAGGACACUCGUAUCCAGCCCUGUGGGCAUCUCCUGUGCCAACCCUGCCUCACAGGCUGGCAGCAGAAGUCAGCUGGCCGCACCUGCCCAUACUGUCGCUGCGACAUCAGAGGAACAGAGUCCGUAGUCAUCGAGCCCUUCCUGGCAGGCAGCGGUCACUGGGAGGAGGAGGACGAUGACACAGAGGAGGAAGACCAUGAGGACAUUGAAGUCAUGGUAAAGGAAAUGGCUGCCCUGAGGAAGUUCUCAAGUUUGGAUUACCAGGUGCCCAGCUCCCACCUCUGCGUUCCACCUCUGCCACCUAAAAACAGCACAAUCCCACACUCUUCAUUUCCCCCUAACCAGUCCUUGACAUUAGAAACCAAGAUGCCUGCCAAACACUCCCACUCCGGUUCAGCUCAUCGUGUCAGUGAAACACGCAGACGACACAAACAACAAACAAAGAUAAAUAGGCGUCAGGGGGAGGAGUCACACAACAGUGAGGAGGAUGACUCUGGUAUGCCACACUCAUUCUCCCACAGUGCUGAACACCUCUGCGAAGCAACGUUUCCUUCUUCAUCACAGAGGGCUGUUGACAGUGGAGCAGCCUGGCUCGGACCCUCCCACCCAGUCAAAGAUAGAAGACAUAAAGAGAGGGAGGAACGGAGAGCUGGUCCCAGAAAAGACAAAUAUGGCCUGGGUGACAUGACGAGAACAAUGUCAUCCUGACAAAAAAAAAAAAACUCGGUAAAACAAAGACUCUUUAAAUGAAAUGAGAGAUACCUGGGGACUAAAUGUUCUUCAAAACAUCAGCCUUCAGGGUAUGUAAAAAUAGUUUUUGGUGUCAUGUUUGACUGGACAUGACCAUGUGUGUGUGUUGCACUGCUGAAGUCGAGAUGUCUGGGUGGAACUGACAGAAAAUCUACCCACUGAGGCCUCCUACUGUUCAAUAAUCACACUGCCAUUAUCUCCACAGUAGGUUCAGCACUGAUUCCUAAAUGUAGUCUCACACACUGUCUUUUUGAUAAUUAAAGCAUUUUCUCCAUCCAAUGGUAGAAACGAAUGAAAGGCUUGAUAAUUGAAAAAAUAAUUAUGUGGACAAAUGAAGGGGAGCAAUCAAAUAUUGAACAUUUCAAUCAUUAGAAAUGUGCUACCUCCUCAUUACCCAUACCAUAAGUUUGUUCUUAUGGGUAAGUUGUGUGAGUAAAUGCAGGCCUUUACAUAUUUCAAUAAAACAGUGGUACUAAAAUUAAACAAAUAAAGUUGUGACUGAAACUUGA
This is a messenger RNA of Seriola aureovittata, 3229 nucleotides long. It is a transcript of the gene cblc, whose product is annotated as Cbl proto-oncogene C, E3 ubiquitin protein ligase. Gene Ontology annotation, biological process: cell surface receptor signaling pathway; negative regulation of epidermal growth factor-activated receptor activity. The transcript is spliced from 13 exons. NCBI's taxonomy places the organism in Eukaryota, Metazoa, Chordata, Actinopteri, Carangiformes, Carangidae. The record is from RefSeq and is a predicted model, not a curated record. Gene Ontology annotation, cellular component: membrane raft; plasma membrane. Bases 888 to 2678 code for a protein of 596 amino acids. Gene Ontology annotation, molecular function: ubiquitin protein ligase activity; receptor tyrosine kinase binding; phosphotyrosine residue binding.